AUGGUUUCGCUACUCAUGAUGUCAGGAGAUAUGACCGAUGCCAUGGUAUGCGCGAGGAGGUCUGAGGGCGGUGAACUUCUUAAGAAUGACACUUACCGAGCGGUGAUUGAGACAUUGAGGUCUUUGCCACUCAUAUUAAUUCUAAGAGAAACCUUCGGACGUGGACAGGUGGAAGUAGUUGGGAAGCUAUGGAUGUGGAUAUGCAUCUGGCUUUUGAGGUGGACGUGCCACUGGCAGUGGCAUAAUGUUCCACAGCGAACGGAGCUCCAGAUAUCCCUCUUGCCUGUCAAAAAGAAGUCACUGUGGGAUUGUAACAGGGCAACGGAAAUGAAAGGGAAGAUCAAGCGAUGCGGAAGAUGCAGUAAGGGUCUCAGCAACCGAGGAACUUUGUGUGAUUAUCGAGGUGCUUUAUGGUCACCAAUUUCAUUAAGACGAAUUGAACUACUGGGAUUCCUGAAAGGCGCCGCCAAAAUAGAAACGACUGUCUUCCUUCACCCAAGGUUGGCCUUGAGGAAGACUCUAGCUAUGCUACCCGGCUCUGAACGAAGACAAAGCGGUUGGUCUACCUGUUUGAUUGGCAAACUUGCCAUAUGGAUCACGAACCAUUCAAGUCAUGCGUAUCAAGAAGCAGCACUGACCCUGGAACGGUGAACUGGACCCUGGAUAUCUGACAAGUCUUCUUUCUCGUAUUGCAUUGGUCUGCCUAAUAGAAAUCGCUUGUGCCGAAUAGUGCUUGAAAAUAUCUUCCAUGACACAAAUCCAAGCGGGACAGACAUCCACUGACGGUAAAAAUCACUAUAAAGACUGACGAUCUUGUACCCAUAGGUUCCUCAUCUUGACGUUCACAAUAUGGAUCCGACAACCCCUAUUAUGCUUCCCACCGUCGCCCACAACACCGCUCCUGACUCCGAGCCCUCACAAUUCAUUUUACCUGACCUCAUCAAUGAUUGUCACUAUCCCUUGCGAAAGAACCCUCACUGUUAUGCGGUGUCCUGCGCAUCUGAUCAAUGGCUUAUUGACGUGGCGCGACUCGCAGAACAUGAGCUCAGAGGGUAUAUCGAAAUGGACGCG
Messenger RNA from Suillus subaureus, 1071 nucleotides. RefSeq lists its product as uncharacterized. The transcript has 8 exons. Bases 1 to 651 code for a protein of 216 amino acids. The record is from RefSeq and is a predicted model, not a curated record. Lineage: Eukaryota; Fungi; Basidiomycota; Agaricomycetes; Boletales; Suillaceae.